Molecule: messenger RNA, 1968 nt
Organism: Papaver somniferum (opium poppy)
Lineage: Eukaryota; Viridiplantae; Streptophyta; Magnoliopsida; Ranunculales; Papaveraceae
Product: CBL-interacting serine/threonine-protein kinase 24-like
Exons: 14
Coding region: 330-1658 (442 amino acids)
Biological process (GO): protein phosphorylation; signal transduction
Molecular function (GO): ATP binding; protein kinase activity
Source: RefSeq, a predicted model, not a curated record
UUUCGUCGUCUUCUUCUCUUAAUUUUAACCCGCGAGAAAAUAUACUACUAAUAUUUAUUUUUUGUCAAAUCCAAAUUUCAUUUUCGCCAUUCCAAAAGUCCGAUUUCAGUCCUUGAUUCCAGUCAUUCCUCAAUCGAAUCAUAUCGGAAUUAUUCGAAUCGUAAAUAAACAAACAACCACUUCUGUGUUACAAUCUCCGGCGGGUUUUCUGAAUCGUCAAAAAAAAAAAAAAAAGUUAUUGUGAAUCGAGGGUUUAUGUGAUUUUAUUGGAUUUUUGUAGAACUUUGUCGAGGAGUUUUCAGAAAUGAAAUUGAAGAAAUUCUGAAAAAAUGGUGACAAGGAAGCUUGGUAAAUAUGAGCUAGGAAGAACAAUUGGGGAAGGAACUUUUGCUAAGGUUAAGUUUGCUAAGAAUACUGAAACUGGAGAAAAUGUUGCUAUUAAGGUUCUUUCCAAGACUACCAUUCUCAAACAUAAAAUGGUGGAUCAGAUCAAGAGAGAAAUAUCCAUAAUGAAGAUUGUGAGGCACCCAAAUAUAGUUAGGUUGCAUGAGGUUUUGUCUAGCCGCACAAAGAUAUUUAUCAUUCUUGAGUUUGUCACAGGAGGAGAAUUAUUUGAUAGAAUUGUUCACCAGGGAAGAAUCAGCGAGAGUGAGUCCAGGCAAUACUUUCAGCAACUUAUAGAUGCAGUAGAUUAUUGUCACAGGAAGGGAGUCUAUCACAGGGAUUUGAAGCCAGAAAAUCUUCUUCUUGAUUGUCACGGAAAAUUGAAAGUUUCUGACUUUGGGCUGAGUGCACUACCCGAGCGAGGAUUGCUCCUUCACACAACAUGUGGCACCCCUAACUAUGUUGCACCCGAGGUUCUUAGCCACCAAGGUUAUGAAGGUUCCAGUGCUGAUGUGUGGUCGUGUGGUGUUAUCCUAUAUGUCAUAAUGGCAGGAUACCUUCCGUUUGAUGAGACAGACCUUCCGGCACUAUACAAAAAAAUUAAUGUAGCAGAGUUUUCUUGUCCAAUUUGGUUCUCUCCUGGGGCGAAGGCCUUGAUACUAAAGAUACUUAACCCCAACCCUAAAACACGAAUAUCCAUCGAGGGGAUAAAACGUGAUCCAUGGUUCAGGCAAAAUUAUGUGCCUGUUAGAUAUGGUAACGAGGAGAAAGUCAAUCUGGAUGAUGUUAGUGCUGUCUUCAAUGACAUUGAGGACCAAUAUGUAUCUGAGAGGACGGCUAAUGAUCAAGGCCCUUUGAUUAUGAAUGCAUUUGAGAUGAUCACGCUUUCUCAAGGAUUGAACCUAUCAGCUCUCUUUGACAGGAGACAGGACUAUAUAAAAAGACAGACUCGCUUUGUGUCUCGCAAACCAGCGAAUGACAUUAUUUUAGCAAUUGAAGCUGCUGCGGGAUCCUUGCACCUCAGGGUCCAUUCUCGUAACUAUAAGAUGAGACUGGAAGGUUUAUCUGCUAAUAAGAUCGGGUGUUUUGCUGUUGCCUUGGAGAUUUACGAAGUGGCACCUUCUCUUUUCAUGAUAGAUGUUCGAAAAGCCUCCGGGGAUACUCUUGAAUAUCACAAGUUCUACAAGAAUUUAUGCUCGAAACUUGAACAUAUAAUUUGGAAACCAACAGAAGCUAGUGCGAUGCCUGGAUUGGUUAAAUCAAUGACUUGCUGACCCAAUCCUAAAGGGUGUGACGCAAGUCGAAAAAGCAGGCAAGCUAAUUCUUCACAGGACCUAAAUAGCCAACUGCUUGGUCAUCUUUGAGGAAAGCCUUCUCCUGUAUUGUUGUACACAAAUAGUAACUAUAAGAAAUGCAAAUAAUUGAGUUUAGUUUACGGUGUUUUAAUUGUUAAGUACUACUUGUUAUAAGUCUAGCAAUGAUGCUGCUCGUCGUUAAGUUUGUAGAAAAUAGAGUUAAGAAUCCCAAAAUUUUGAUCAUGUAUAAAAAUAAAUACUUCUCAAGUUGGAUUCAUAUAUGAUAUUU